UGUUGUGCAAGAAUUUGACGCCGAAGUUUCGACUUUUCUUUGAUCUGUUUUAAUCUGUCACCCAUGUUUUCACAGCUAAACGUGCUUAGAGGACCGCCAUUUUUGAGCUUUGUAACCAUGAAGCUAUGUCACCAGGCCUUUCUGGCGGGAACUUGGCAUCCAGGCCAAGUCGGCUCGAUGGCCGAAAGACAGAUUGCAGAAGAUCGGAGAUUGAUGUACAAAUAUACUUUGACAGUGAACCAAUUCACAUGAUUUUUAUUCUUCAUGUAUUUAAGCUUUAAUAUAAAUAAUGAAUGCGAGGUUUGGUGAGGAACCUAAACGGAAAAGGCUCAAACAAAGCAGCAUUGAAGAGAGUUUCAAACGACACCAAUCAAGCCCGAAGUCGAAGGUGUCCCCUCACCUCCCAGAUAAGAAAGAAAACUGUUCACAGCAAAAGAUGCAACACGGUGCAUCUCCACAAGACAGCUUUAAUGUCCAAGAAGAUGAAAUAAAGAAGAAAAGAGCUCUUUUGGCAGAUGCUGCUGAGAAUAGACGAGGAAGUGCGUCAAACACAGCUUGUACAUCAGCAACAUCCACCGCUAGUUCUGACAUGGUUGUUGAAGGUGGCAGUAAGGAUGGACUGAGUGAUACUGAAGAUGGUCUUGUUGGAUUUGAUGAUUCUCCUUUACUUUUCCCUGAUUCACCUCUAACAGCUCCUCCUCUUGAAGAGGUGCCUUCCAUCCAAACAGCUGACAGAUUUGUCUCAGGGGUAAGUUUCCAAUAAAGCAAUUUGCUCUGACAAUGGAGUGAUGAGACACUUCAACAGAAAACACUGCUCUUAUUCAGGGCUCAAAAAAAGUUCCAUCCGGUUGUCUAGGACAAGUAGAUUUUCCUUCUGGGCAAGUAACUU
Molecule: messenger RNA, 889 nt
Organism: Orbicella faveolata
Lineage: Eukaryota; Metazoa; Cnidaria; Anthozoa; Scleractinia; Merulinidae
Product: poly(ADP-ribose) glycohydrolase-like
Biological process (GO): ATP generation from poly-ADP-D-ribose; carbohydrate metabolic process; regulation of DNA repair
Cellular component (GO): cytoplasm; nucleus
Molecular function (GO): poly(ADP-ribose) glycohydrolase activity
Source: RefSeq, a predicted model, not a curated record